This is a messenger RNA of Lasiosphaeria miniovina, 273 nucleotides long. RefSeq names its product heterokaryon incompatibility. The transcript has a single exon. The record is from RefSeq and is a predicted model, not a curated record. The annotation marks the transcript as partial. NCBI's taxonomy places the organism in Eukaryota, Fungi, Ascomycota, Sordariomycetes, Sordariales, Lasiosphaeriaceae.
CGGGGCAAGUACGCGGCUCUGAGCCAUUGCUGGGGCAGCCCCGGACAGCAGCCUUUCACCACGACGGCGGACAACCUCGCCAGCCGCCAGAGCGGCAUCGACUUCCAGCAUCUGCCGCCCACUUUUCGAGACGCCGUCAUCGUUGCGAGCGAACUUGGCGUCCAGAACCUGUGGAUCGACUCCCUCUGCAUCAUCCAAGACGACGCCGACGACUGGGCGAGGGAAUCGAUUCGGAUGGCGGCCGUCUACGGUAAAGCCCACGUCACCAUCGCG